AUGAACGCCGACGAUUACGAAAGUCUGCCAACCCAGUCGGUUGGUGUGCACAUGAUGGCUGGAGCUUGUGCUGGAAUUAUGGAGCACUGUGUUAUGUAUUCAGUUGACAGUGUCAAGACGAGAAGACAAAUAAUGACUCCAGGACCCGGUGGAGGUGUAGGAAUAAUUACAGAAAUUGGCAACAUGAUGCGGCAAGAGGGUAUUUUUAGGCCGUUUCGAGGAAUCAGUGCUAUGGUUAUUGGUGCAGGUCCAGCGCAUGCUCUCUACUUCUCUUGUUACGAAUAUUUAAAAGACAGAAUAUCGAGUACAAAAUUACUUAGUGGUCAUCUCAUUUAUGCAUUUGCUGGAACGCUAUCCACUGUAUUACAUGAUGGCGUGAUGAAUCCUGCUGAAGUGGUAAAACAACGUAUGCAAAUGCCAAAUUCGCCCUACAGAUCAGUGAUAAACUGCGUUAAGCAGGUGUACGCGACCGAGGGUCUAGCAGCGUUUUAUCGAAGUUACCGAACAACACUGCUCAUGAAUGUGCCUUUCCAGAGCAUUCACUUUGUUACUUACGAAUUCGCUCAGUCAAUUACGAAUCCACAGCGCACCUACAAUCCAGCGGCGCAUGUUGUUUCCGGUGGUAUGGCCGGAGCAAUAGCAGCUACUGUAUCAAUGCCUUUGGAUGUUUGUAAAACACUGCUCAAUACUCAAACAGGGGAAGUAAGAGCCACGGGUAUGCGAGACGCCAUGGCACUAGUCUACAGGUACUGGGGGAUGGCUGGUUUUUUCCGUGGACUCAGUGCGCGGAUUGUUUACCAAAUGCCCGCUACUGCCAUUUGUUGGUCAACGUAUGAAUUUUUCAAAUACAUGCUGCAAAACGUUCAAAACGAACCAAGCAAAAUGGACAGCAUUAUAGAAGAUGGCCCGUGCAAUCUAACGAUCCAGCAACGUAACAUUAGUAGUAAUAUUAACAUUAGUAAUAGUAAUAUCAAUAGUAGUAGUAAUAGCACGGUGAGCGUUCCAAGUAACAAUUUUCAAGCGGGAGCAGGUCUCCUGUUCAAUCCGAAACCUACGACCCCAGUGCUGUUUGAUGUCACACGAAGCUAAGACCAAUACACCAGAGUGUAAAUAAGAAUAAAGCGAUAAACGCGUUGAAGCGAGAAUAAUACCCUCACAAGUGUAUUACGUCACGUAAACAGUUGUUAGCACAAAAAGCUUUGCUUUUUCAAAAUGUAAAAUAUAUGUGUCUCUCGCCAAACAAUGUUAUACUGUAAACGCGCGAGCAAGUAGAAAAAGAAAUUUAGAAACGUUCAAAAUAUAUUUUUCGGAGGCGCUGCUAUUUUUGGCUGAUUCUUGUCUCAGUAUUUAAAAUGAAUAUCAUCAAAAAAUUGUUUGAAACGAAUGUGUGAGUGAGAUACGUGUUAAUGAAAAUGAUCUCGUUUCAUUUUUGUUAUCAAUAUAAGUAAAGAGGAAUCUUUUGGACGAUUGUUAUAAUGAAAUAUUUUAUCUCGUGUAAAAAAAAAGAACAUGAAAUUUCUCUGGAUGGUUAAUAUCUUGGAGACGUGUAAGAUUUUUAGAAUUGAAUCAGAAAAAUAGGGAAAUUUUUAAAAUAAUUGUAUAAUUAUUAAAGCGAUAAAAUACAAUUUCUAUAAUUAUAAAUAUAUUUAUAAAAUAUAAUAUAUUUAUAUCUUCAUAAAUAUAUUUAUUAAUUAUUAUACAUAAUUUGAGUCUCGUUUGUACAUUUUAUUCGGUACUAUUCAUUUUAAUUUUCCAUUGUUAGCGACGUUGA
This is a messenger RNA of Trichogramma pretiosum, 1771 nucleotides long. Its product is annotated as mitoferrin-1-like. Gene Ontology annotation, biological process: iron import into the mitochondrion. Gene Ontology annotation, cellular component: mitochondrial membrane. The coding region runs from base 1 to 1089 and encodes 362 amino acids. The transcript has 5 exons. Lineage: Eukaryota; Metazoa; Arthropoda; Insecta; Hymenoptera; Trichogrammatidae. The record is from RefSeq and is a predicted model, not a curated record. Gene Ontology annotation, molecular function: ferrous iron transmembrane transporter activity.